Mauremys mutica (yellowpond turtle) is the source of this 1335-nucleotide messenger RNA. RefSeq lists its product as uncharacterized. The record is from RefSeq and is a predicted model, not a curated record. Lineage: Eukaryota; Metazoa; Chordata; Testudines; Geoemydidae. Gene Ontology annotation, cellular component: cytoplasm; nucleus. The transcript is spliced from 4 exons. Gene Ontology annotation, biological process: female meiosis I; meiotic cell cycle; male meiosis I. Bases 1 to 1335 code for a protein of 444 amino acids.
AUGUCGGCGCGCCUGGCCCUGGUGGACUGGCUGGACGAAGGCUUCUCCAGCAUCCUUGAGCUGGGGGCGGUGAGCGAGCCGUGCCGGGACCCCGCCUGCUACCGGCCGGGCCAAGAGGUGGCGGCCCGGUGCCCCCUCUUCAAGGGGCUGAACCGUGCCCACAUCCUGGCCCUCAGCGGCCUCGAUCUAGCCGACCUCACCCCAGCUUCCCCUUCCCCGUGCUCCACCGACCCUCCAGCUGUGUCUGCUCCCGCCCCCGAGGGUCCCCUGGACCCCUCGACCUGCCCAGCCGCGGACGGCACCCCGCUGAUGGCCGCCGAGCCUGUUGCGGCGACGGCCGGUGCCUCGUGGCUGGGAGACGAGCUACCAGAGUGCAAUUCUAUUUGUGACAGGAAUUCUCUGUUGAGAUUAUUUCCCCCUACGUUGGCAUCUGACACUGGAAACAAUGGUGACUUGUCAGGUCUGUCUUCUGAGCGCCGUUUACAAAGUAAAGAUUUUCCAAACCCGAGUGGCACACGGAACUGUUACCAAGGACACUUGCGAAAGUUAUCUGCUGUGGAGACUUUACACAGAGUAUUUGAUGACCUUUAUCUUAUAGAGUCUUUGCUUUCUCCUUCUGACUCUUCUACUCAGCCAUCUGAUGGGAUCUUGAACAUUUAUCCUGAAAAUUCUGCUUUUGAAAAUAAUGCCAUCAUUCAGCAAGAAGAAUUAGCGUUUCAGAAUGUACAGUUUAAUCAGCAUGUGUGCAAUUAUCAUAAGAUGAACUUAAAUGGAGACCAUGAAAAGAACUGCUCUGAUUUUAGUUAUUGUUCUUCUCAGUUUAGAGUUAAAGAUGGCACUGGUAUUCAGAAAGAGUAUCGGGAAACUGACCGAGCAAGAGGCAACCCUAUGAAAAAUGAAAAACAAGCGCAAGCAAAGUACUCCAAUGAUUUGUUUAGUCCACCUACUAAUGGCACAUGGGGCAAAGUGUUCCAGGACAAUCAUUUGGUUUCUAAAAGAUAUGAAGAUUUUACAACUUCUCGUAAAUCACAGCCAUCUAAUCACCCGCUGCUAUAUUUUUUCAAUCAACCAUUUACUAAAGAAAAUCGUUUUUCUGGAGGAACAAAUAGAAACCCACAGGAAGCUCACAUGCAAAAUGGCCAGAAUCGCUUCAAUUUGGGGAAAACCUGUAAUGACAUUGAAUAUGAGAGCCGUAUUAAUCCUAAAGAAUGUUCUCAUUUACUUCUGAAAACUGCUCUACAACAUAGAAAUGUUCAUUCGCCUUACCGUGGCCAUAUUUCACUGGAUGAUAAAAGACCAGCUGCACAGGAGUUAGGACAACUUGUUCAGCAGUAA